Symbiodinium natans is the source of this 1584-nucleotide messenger RNA. The record is from the annotation of a GenBank genome assembly. Lineage: Eukaryota; Dinophyceae; Suessiales; Symbiodiniaceae.
AUGGCAUACAAACCGACAGUAUGCACUGCCAGCAUGAAGUGCCCGGCAGUCGUCGUCAUUCAGGACUGGAACGGCAUGAACGACUAUGAGAAGGAGCGCACCCGCAUGUUGGCCGGCUUGGGCUACGUUGGGUUCGCGGCCGACAUCUACGGUUAUGGCACACCCGUAGAGGACAUGUCCGAUUGGAUGGCUGCUUCCUCUGCUCAUCGCGGAAAUCCGGACCUUUACAUGUCAAAGAUCAGCGCAGCCAUUGACAAGGUGAAGACCUACGAUUUCGUGGACACGAGCAAGAUUGCCGUGAUUGGCUACUGCUUCGGCGGCACUGGGGUGGUGAACAUGGCCAUUCUGGGCAUGGACAUCCUUGGUGUUGUGGGCUACCACUCCGGCAUCCAACCGAAUGCAAGGGUGGUGAGAGGCAACAGCACGGUGCCAGUCGUCGCCAAGGUGCUGCUCCACUCUGGCGUGAUGGACGAUGCCGCAACGGACAUGGCAUUGCUGGAGCAGGAGCUCGAGUCCGCACAGGCCACAUAUGAAAUCGAUCGCUACGGCAGCGGUGUCUACCACAGCUUCACGGAGUGGAGCGCCGCCUUCCCUGGCCAAGCCAUGUACGACCAACGUGCAGAUGUGAGGUCCUGGGAGAGCACCAAGCUCUUCUUGGCAGAGCUGUUCUCCGGGCUUCCAGCUGCAAGCCGUGGACCAGAGCAUGACACGGUGACGACAGGGCUCCACAACUACACCUGCAACACAACAACCUGUGAGGGAUACAUGGCAUACAAUGCUUCGGCAUGCACCGCCAGCAUGAAGUGCCCGGCAGUCGUCGUAAUUCAGGACUGGAACGGCAUGAACGACUAUGAGAAGGAGCGCGCCCGCAUGUUGGCCGGCUUGGGCUACGUUGGGUUCGCGGCCGACAUCUACGGUUAUGGCACACCCGUAGAGGACAUGUCCGAUUGGAUGGCUGCGUCCUCUGCUCAUCGCGGAAAUCCGGACCUUUACAUGUCAAAGAUCAGCGCAGCCAUUGACAAGGUGAAGACCUACGAUUUCGUGGACACGAGCAAGAUUGCCGUGAUUGGCUACUGCUUCGGCGGCACUGGGGUGGUGAACAUGGCCAUUCUGGGCAUGGACAUCCUUGGUGUUGUGGGCUACCACUCCGGCAUCCAACCGAAUGCAAGGGUGGUGAGAGGCAACAGCACGGUGCCAGUCGUCGCCAAGGUGCUGCUCCACUCUGGCGUGAUGGACGAUGCCGCGACGGACAUGGCAUUGCUGGAGCAGGAGCUCGAGUCCGCACAGGCCACAUAUGAAAUCGAUCGCUACGGCAGCGGUGUCUACCACAGCUUCACGGAGUGGAGCGCCGCCUUCCCUGGCCAAGCCAUGUACGACCAACGUGCAGAUGUGAGGUCCUGGGAGAGCACCAAGCUCUUCUUGACAGAGCUGUUCUCCGGGCUUCCAGCUGCGGCUCGAGAACCUGAGUGUGACGACGAUCACGACCACGACAAUCAGGCCAACAGCACGCAAACCUCCGACGCUUUCUACCUCGCCUUCCCUUCCUUGGCCAGCCUCGCGGCGUUGGCUGUCAUGGCGGCAUAA